This is a messenger RNA of Neopelma chrysocephalum (saffron-crested tyrant-manakin), 1064 nucleotides long. RefSeq names its product Epstein-Barr virus induced 3 (gene EBI3). Gene Ontology annotation, cellular component: external side of plasma membrane; membrane. The record is from RefSeq and is a predicted model, not a curated record. NCBI's taxonomy places the organism in Eukaryota, Metazoa, Chordata, Aves, Passeriformes, Pipridae. The transcript has 7 exons. Gene Ontology annotation, biological process: cytokine-mediated signaling pathway; immunoglobulin mediated immune response. Gene Ontology annotation, molecular function: cytokine receptor activity; protein binding. Bases 81 to 980 code for a protein of 299 amino acids.
UCCCGCUCCGCUGGGGACACUCCGGUCCCAGAGGCCUGGCCCUGCUGCGGUCACUGGGCAGCUCCUCUGAGCCUCCUGACAUGAAGUGGCUUUGGGUGGUGGCUUUUGUGGCACCUGCCUGCACCGUCCCCUACAACGGCACUGGGGACAGGGACGAUGGGGACAGAGCCCGCUGUGUCCCCCAGCACAGCCCCCUGGGCACCGAGGUGCUGCUGCAGUGCCCGGGGGGUCCGGCCGAGUGGCGCCAGGGGGACACCGUCCUGGGCACGUCCCCUGCCCCGGGACUGGCCCUGCCCAACACCAGCCUGGCCCACGAGGGCAACUACAGCUGCCACCACCCCGGCACCGGCGAGACCUGGGCCACCAUCUGCCUGCACCUGGGCUACCCCCCCUCUCCACCCGCCAUCGAGUGCUGGGCCACCAGUUACCCGCAGGCUGUGAACUGCUCCUGGGCUCUGACCCCCGACCCGCUGCUGGACACCGACUUCGUGGCCACGUACAGGCACGGCACAGACACGGGUGAGUGCGAGCGCACGGGGCCACGGAGCUGCUCCUUUGGGGACCUGCAGGUGUUUUCCCUCACCCCCUACGUGGUGAACGUGACUGCUGUGAACCCCCUGGGCACUGCCUCUGGAAUCCUGCCCUUCCUCCUGGAGAACAUCAUAAAACCAGACCCCCCUGAGGACCUGAGGGUCUCCCCCAUCCCUGGGGAGACCACGAAGCUGCUGCUGGAGUGGAGCCCUCCGGCAUCCUGGCCCUUCCCAGAGUACUUCCCACUGAAGUAUCACCUCCGCUACGCCCGGGACAACGAUUCUGUCCCCACCACGAUCGGGCCAUUCGAGCUGACAUCCCACAUCCUGACCGACGUGGAACCCGGGACCCUCCACCACAUCCAGGUGGCCGCCAAGGAGGUGGCGGAUUUUGGGGAGUCCAGCGCCUGGAGCCCACCGGCCUCGGGGACGCCUUGGAAGGGGCUGUGAUGGGCAGGGCAGGGCCACUGUCCCCUGUCCCACCGAGGGACCUCAGGAACGGGGGCAGGAACGGGCAAUAAACCGGCAGCAGGC